Molecule: messenger RNA, 3852 nt
Organism: Xyrichtys novacula (pearly razorfish)
Lineage: Eukaryota; Metazoa; Chordata; Actinopteri; Labriformes; Labridae
Source: the annotation of a GenBank genome assembly
AUGUUACGGCCGAAGGCGUUGACGCAGGUGCUGAGCCAAGCAAACACAAACGGAGUCCAGAGCACACUGUGAGUACUGUUAGCUGUUAGCAGCAUGUUAGCAGGAUGGUACAGAAGUUACAUACUGACAUUAUAAUCCUCUCUGAAUCUUUGAAGACGUUUACGAAAAUUUCCUGAAACAUUAAGAUAUGGAUAGUUUGUGAUACAGAAACAAACGUUACUCAUUUUUAACGUACGGAGUUAGUAAAGCAGACAAACUAGCAGUGUUGAAAUGGUGGAUAAAAAUGAACAUAUUUAGCUCUUCAUCUACUGCCUGCUCUGGUAAUCAUGUUUUAGUAACAUAUUAUUUGAAAUAUCACUGUAAUUGUCCAUUCAUUUACAUGGUUCAAUAUUCCUGACCCACUGUAAGUCAUUUAAUACAAGCAGAGGCGGAUCCAAAUGGCAGCCAGGGGUGGCCCUGCCCUCCUGAAUUUAAUGGCCACCCUAAAAUCCCAAACUUGGUUGUGACAUGAAAGUGCUUGUGCUACUUAAUUUGUUAUUCGUACUUUUGUUACAGGGACAACAUAUAAAAACAUAAACAUUUCAUUUAUUUUUAUUUAAAAAACAACUUUUCAUCAAGUCUCGGGUCUAUCCUGCUGAGCAUUUUUUGGUCUAAAAGAGGUCAAAUAGACGUCUAAAUGUAGCCUAGACGACUGGUCUAAAAUCAGGCUACCACAAUGGCUUGCUUAAUGGCUAUCAUAUCAUGGGAUGGAUUGUGAGUUGAGGGGACUCCAUUGCGCUUUGCUGCCUGUUAAAUCAUCCGCCAAACCCUCAAACCUUUUCUUGAAUCAGUCACACGGUACAGCCGGGCAACAAGGCUUCAGACGUCAUCAUUUUUGGCUCCACCCCUACAUGAAGCAAGCCUCGAUACGCACUUCACGGAAACGCCCCCUCCAUUGGCCGACACACGCUCCGAAGCCUCGGCACAUCUCGUAACAUCACUACUUCUCUGCUUUCUUUUAUUUUUUAAGUGAAACAUCUCCACAUAGCACAACAUUCAUUGAUACUUUAAGGGGACUGUCAGGGUUGAUAUGGAUAGCAAUGUAAGCUAGGGUAACGAUAUGCGAUUCAUCAUCUCGCCCUGCUUCAGAUGUUGUCAACAGUGUGAUGAAACUUAUAGUCUUUUGUAAUUCAUUGACAUCUUCAUCUACUGAUCACUAGCUUACUGAAUAAUGAAGGCUCACUCCUGGCGUACUCUGGUUAUGGAGACACGGAUGCACGGGUGACAGCUGCCAUUGCCAGCAACAUCUGGGCGGCCUAUGACAAGAACGGACAUCAAGCCUUUAACGAAGACAAACUCAAAUUCAUCCUCAUGGACUGCAUGGUAAGACAAGUACAAGUCAUCCAUAACCAAAGAAGCUGUACGUCGAUAUAUGAUGAGUGAUUGCGAUACUGGCAGUUUUCAAAAACACAAAGUAAAUAUAUAAGUGAAUUCAGACUCUGUGGCGCUUUAUAACUGUGUUAUUUUCUGUUUCAGGAAGGGAGAGUGGCCAUCACUCGAGUAGCUAACCUUCUUCUGUGUAUGUACGCCAAAGAGACAGUGGGAUUCGGGAUGCUUAAAGCCAAGGUGAGAGUUUUAUCAGUUUCAAUAUUUGCUACCCACACACACAAAGUAUUCCUGAUAGUUUGAUGAACAUGUUAGGUUUUGAUUCAGGACUUUCAUUAGUGUGUCUUAUUUUUGAUUAACUUGAACUUGCUUAUUUACAGAUGUAGGGAUGAUACUUGGGACAAGAUGCUCACCUUAAUUAUAUUCACAAAUCUCAGCAUUUUUGUUGUAUUCUUAUACAUUCCAAGGCUUUUUUUAAAACUCCACAAAUUAAACUAAAGCUGUCCCAUAGACUCUUUAUACUGAAACACACCUUUAUUUUAUAUCACAGCAUAUAUUACUGAGCACAAGGACAGCCAGACACCCUCAGAAUUUAUGUACAAAUACAUUUAUGACUGGAAUUCUUUGUGCGACUUUUUUGAAGCGCACUGCUACAUAACUGCACUGUGAGCUGCUUGACCUUCUUGUGGAAGUGAGAAAAAAUAAACUCCCAGCACAAGCGGAGACUUUGUGGCUGUACACAAAGACGGAUGACGCAUCUACUCCCACUGUACCACCGUGAAACCAAAACACCUCCCACCCCCACAACUUGCACUUUGAAGCCAGAACAUGCCCAGUAAGGGUUGGCUGGUGGAGCUGGUAUUAACCUGUCUUGAGUUUACUGAACACACAUUUAAAGCUACAGUGUGGGAUUUUUGACGGGUUCUGAAACAGGCUAAAGUCUUUGUUGAUGCCUCGUAAGUUAAGCAGAACAUCAGAAAGAAGAUCAGCUAUUUCUAUGAAGUGUCUUUUUAUGUCUGAAAAUGCUGCCUGGGGGUGAGUGUGUCGAUCAAAGUGAUUCAUUUCCUGCUUCAGAAACUGACUUUUUAACAUUUAUCACAGCGAAGAGCUUGAGCUUUAGUUACCAGUGAAGUGGCAAAGAUCCUCCAUGUUAGCUCAGCGCUGCAGCAUCUUGUGUUUGUCUGAAGCAGAAACUUACAGAGUACUUGAAUGACUCUUUUGUUAGUGUUACUUUCAUUCCCUAUUGUCAUUCCUCCUUUUCUUUUCUAAUUCACACUGCACUACACGAGCUGCAUUUACAACAGAGCUGUCAAUCAUGGAAUUUGAUGCUUUUUUUAGCCUCUAAUGAAUGUGGUUGACUUGUUUUUCUCGUUUCAUGUUUUAAAUGUAUUAUUAUCACCUGUGUAUGAAGAUGCUUGAGUGGGAAUAGUGUGGCCUGACUGUCUCGACUUUUCAAUUUCAGGAAGUUUCUUCUGGAUCAACUAAAAGUUAAAGGUGGUGUAGUCAGGAUCUGAGGAAGUGCCAGUUUUUGGGAGAAAUCUUGAAUGUAAACUCUACCCCUCCAACCAGUUUUCCCCUCAGCUCCUCCUCUCUCCUCAAGCCCCGCCCACAAACAGACGCUCCUGCUCGUUCGUAUCGUUCCAAUUAAAUUCAGAUAUAAUGCAGAUAAAUACUUCAGAUAAUUACAAAUGGGGCCCAGUCAACGUGAAAGUAAAAAGCAUUGGUGCUACUGUAGAUGCAAACAGACGACCAGCAAACAUAAUGUUUGCAGGACUUCUACAACUAGGAUAAAGUGACAUAGUCCAGGACCCAAGGGAGACAGUUUAGCGGCGCUACAACAUGCAGCAGGUCCGUUUGACAAGAAACACUUCUGUUACAGACACUUGGCUUACUUUGUUUAAGCGGUUUACCUGUCCAGCAGAAAGUUUACAGGGUCUGUAAGAUCCGGAAGCGUCCCCGAAGCGUUUAUGCUAUCUUGACCCGGCUUUUAAGCUCUCGCCUGGCUUUUUAAGCGCCCAUUAUUCCGCCAGAGUCUCCGGUAUUUACUUCGUUUUCUUGCUUGUGUUGGCAGUAUCAGCUAAAGGAGGAUUCAGACAAUUUUCCGAACUUUCUGGUUGGUUUCUACUGUACGAUAUUGUAGCAGGCUAACUUUGUUUGGGCUCGUGAACGACACGGGGGAGCAGCGUCUGCCUCACAACCAAUCGGACUCGGGGAGGUGGAGAAUGGCUUUGUUUACAGUCAGAAAGAGCGGGCCGCUCAAAAAAGCUUUUUUUAUAUACACCACAAAAAAAGAUGCUUCUUGAGCGGAUUCCUGCCUACCCCACCUUUAAAUGAAACAAACAAUAAACUUAUAUCUAAUCAGAGCUGAACCUCAGGGGAUCUGGUUUGGCCCUGUUUGUAGGUACUCACCUGGCUUUGUUGUGUUUACAGGCAGAGGCCCUGGUACAGUACCUGGAGGAACCACUGACCCAAGUCGCUGCAUCUUAG